UAUUUGUCGGCGCAGGGCUCUGAUUUUCGCUUUGAGCGAAUAAUUUCGCAGUUAAAUUCUUUGAAUUAAGAUUUUGUACGGCAUUUUUAACCAGCAAAUCCCGCAAAAUAGUUGAGAAAUUAUUGUGACAAAAUUAUUUAACGAUAGCAGUGCAGACAAAUAUUUAGUUAUAAAUUUAAAAUCUCCCUAUUUAUAGAGAGAUUUUUCACCCAAAUAUCAAAAAGAAAAAAGCUUGAACAAAAUUGUGAAAUACCAACAACAAAGAAGAAUUUUUAGUUGAAACAACUUAACACACGGGGAGGGGAAAUCACGCUGUCAAUUUCCUCGCAUAUUUUACAUUAGUUUUUGGCAAAAAUAUUAAAGAAAAUUAGUGUGAAAUAACAAAUAAACAAUAAUAAUGUUUGGAGGCACUAAACCGACUUUUGGCUCGGCCACUACUGGCACCGGUUUUGGUGGUUUUAAUAAUACCGCCACUUCCUCACCGUUCGGUCAGUCUGCGUUUGGCAAACCAGCUACAAGUGCGUUUGGUGCUGCUCCGGCAUUUGGAGCACAACAGACUACUCCUUCGUUGUUUGGUUCCAAUACAGCUCAACCUCAGACAACGGGUUUAUUUGGAGGUGCCAGCACAUCUACGGCAUUCGGAAGUACCACGACAACACAACCUGCAUUCGGCAAUUUUUCACAACCACAACAGAAUACUUCGAUUUUUGGAGCAGCCCAACCUCAAGCUAAUACAUCAUCAUUGUUUGGACAGCCAGCCGCUACUUCGGCCUUUGGGUCCGCUGUUAAACCGGCUGGAUUGGGUACUUUUGGACAAACUGCAGCACAGCCUUCGACUUCUUUGUUUGGGCAACCUGCAGCUUCGACUAGUACCAGUGGUUUUGGAACUUUUGGCCAAGCUGCACCAACCACAACAAGCGUUUUUGGAAGUUCAGCUUCGUCAGCAUUUGGUCAGCCCGCAAAUGCCGCCACGGCAGCAAAUCCUGGCACAUCAAUUGCCAAAUACCAACCAACUAUUGGAACUGAUACCCUUAUGAAGGGCGGUCAACCGAAUAGUGUAAACACCAAACAACAUUGUAUUACAGCCAUGAAGGAAUAUGAAGGCAAGUCCUUGGAAGAGUUACGAAUGGAAGAUUAUUUGGCGAAUCGGAAAGGUCCACAGGCCGGAGCCGCAGGUGGUUUUGGAGGUUUUGGUGCUACCACACAACCUGCUACCGGAACUGGCCUCUUUGGAGCAACAGCCCAGCCUAGCACUGGUUUAUUUGGUCAGCCUGCAGCAGGAGCAACUGAGAACAAAGGAUUAUUUGGCUCAACCAACACUGCUUUUGGUCAACCCGCCACUGGUGGUUUUGGUGCAGCAGCCUCACAGCCUUUUGGAGCCAAACCAUUUGGCGCAACAACUACUACUGGUUUUGGAGCAGCAGCAACUGAUAAUUCCAAUCCUUUUGGAGCUAAACCCGCUUUUGGACAAACCGCAGCACCGUCUUUAUUUGGUCAAACACCAGCUACAAGUGCUGCCCCUGCUUUUGGUCAAACGAAUACUGGUUUUGGAACCGGCUUUGGUACUACUGCUGGUCAACAGCAGCAACAGCAACCAUCAUUAUUUGGACAACCAGCAGCCGAUGCAAAUAAGCCAGCCUUUGGUUUAGGUCAGACUUCUACUGGUAAUACUGGAUUUGGUGGUUUUGGCACUACAGCCACUAGCACUGCUACUGGUGGACUGUUUGGAGCCAAACCGGCUACCGGGUUUGGUGCUGCCCCCGCAUUUGGUGCCACCUCUCAAGCCAACACAGGAUUCGGCAAUUUCUCCUUAAAUAAUACCAACGCCGGCGCUGGAGGCCUUUUCAAUUCAACACUGAACAAACCCGCCACAUCAGGCUUUGGCGCAUUUGGCACAAAUACAUCGACAGCUGCUCCAUUAAAUUUCAAUGCAGGAACUGGUCAAACUUCGCUAUUUGGUAAUACAGCUGCCAAACCAGGAGGUAUGUUUGGCACAUCACUAGGUACAGCAACAAACACAACUGGCGGAGGACUGUUUGGUCAGACAGGACAGUCACCAUUUGGUGGUCUAGGUAACCAAAUGAAAGGGUUCGGCCAAACUACUAACGAUGGUGGUCUUGGCACCUUAGGCGGUUUGCCCGGAACUCCUCAACAACAACAACAAGUGCCUAUACAUCAACAAAUUCUAUCAAAAGUGACUUCGCCCUACGGAGACAAUCCAAUUUUCAAGGAUCUUAAACGCAGUGAAGAAAAUGAUCCCACCAGAGCUACAAAUCCGGCCGCUCAAAAGGCAAUCAUGGAAAAUACCAGUACUAGUGGGCAACAGUUCAAAAUUUCAACUAAUUCCUCCCCAAGUAUAAUAAAAGUUAAACCGAUUGGUUCGGCUCUAACUAAGAAAUCCCUUUUCGAGGGGCUUGAAGAAUUUGAUGCCAGCGUGGAGAGCUUUAGCCUAAAGCCGAAUGCCAAACGUUUGAUACUGAAACCUAAAAACAACAAUACAAUGGGCGGUGUUGGCUCAGGCCAGCAAACUCCCGGUUCCGGUUCAAAUGCAAACACACCACAAAGACAAAUUACGCCUUUAACUUCGACCGGUUCUAAUAACAACCAACAAGAUAUACGCAAUGAAUCAUUUUCCGGACAAAUACCAACAGAGCCUUCAACAAAACAAUCUCCUGGAGCUGGUGGCAAUGUGGUUUCUUCAAAUGCUCCACCAAGCUCGGUUUUGGACGCCAGUCGUCGUGAGUCAUGGUUGCAUCCAAACAAUUUGGAAAAAGUUAGGCAACAUAAUAUAAAUGCAGGGCUUGAACCAGGUAGUUCUCAUAACAAUACAUUGACAGAACUAGUACCCCGCAAGCCUUUGGACACCUACCGUAAUGCACCUAACAGCGGACGUUUAUCGGUAUCUACAGUACCAGAAAACCCCUUUGAAGAUCAGAGCAUAAUUUCUUCAAGACGCGAUACUAGUGCCGCUGUAAACGAGAGCAUUGCUUCUUCUAAUCGAUCUUAUGCCGCCGACGAUAAAUCGAUACUGAUUGAAGACGCCCAAGCCGAAUAUGAAGAACAUCCCACUGGCAUUACAUUGAAGAGAAUGGGUUACUACACCAUUCCUUCUCUAGACGAUUUAAAAUCAUUUUUGGCCGAAGACGGUUCUUGUGUUGUGCCCAACUUUACGGUGGGUCGCGAAGGUUACGGCAAUGUAUACUUUGGCAAAGAAAUGGAUGUCGCCGGAUUGAAUUUGGAUGAAAUUGUUCAUUUUCGCAAUAAGGAAAUCAUCAUCUAUCCGGAUGAUGAUAAUAAACCACCGGUUGGUCAUGGCUUGAAUCGUGAAGCUCAAGUGACCUUGGAUCAAGUAUGGCCUUUGGACAAAAGUAAACAUGAACCUAUUAAGGAUGCUCAGCGUCUAAUGGAAAUGGAUUGGGAGGGCAAACUGCGUCGAGUCUGCGAUAAAAACGAAACCCGUUUCAUUGAAUAUCGUCCUGAAACAGGUAGUUGGGUAUUUCGGGUGAAACAUUUCUCCAAAUAUGGUUUAAAUGACAGCGACGAGGAAGAAGAUAUACCUACUGAUCCAAAAAAGGCCAAAAUGGGAGCCGCUGCUGUUGAUGCAGCAAAACAACAAGCUUUGGCACAAGCAGCUGCAGCAGCUGGUGCUAUUAAUGCACAUGAUAAAAUGACUUUGGCUGCUUUGAAAAAUGCGCAAAAAAUAUCUGAAGAUGCUGCCCGGGCUUUGGAUCCCAAGUCUUUGACAGCUGCUGGCUUCUAUCCCAUGGAUGAAUCUGCUGAGUUCAUGUUAAUGGACAAGACACAGUUCUUUCAAAACAAUGGCAACAAUGACUUUUCCAUGUUCGACCAUCCCCAGCAAGUAUUCAAACAGGGCUUGACUAGUCCAACGGCUACUCUGGCCAAGGACAUGGGUACUGAUGCUCAUAAGUUGCAAUUGAUGAAGGCUUCGUUUUUUAUAGAUGAUGAUCUGGAUAAUAAAUCAGCUUCAGAAUUUGGUCAUCAUGAUUUCAAUCGCAACAAACCAGGUGGCUUGUUUGGCAAACGUUUGCAGGAAAUGUAUGGCUCUGCUAAUUCUUUGUGGAAAGAUGGAAAUUCCGUGGGCAUGGGUGGUUUGGGUGGCAACUUAUCUGAAACCUCAAGUCAGGUUGAUUUUAAUGCUUCACCUCCUUUGCCCGCUUCGUCUGCUGAUUCUGGUUCAGUGAUGAGUGUUUUGAAAAGUCAACAAGAACAGCAAAUGGAGAAGUACCAAUCCGAUCACAAAUUACCCCCUCUUAUAGUAAAACCCAAAGUGGCCUCAGUCAAAAGUUUGGGAUCAAUAGUGCCUCUCGUCAAAUCAGUGGCAUUUCCAUUACGUUUAAAAUGGCCAGCCGAUUUGGGUUUAUACAAUUGUCGUCGUUUUAAAAUGGGCUUUGGACCACAGCAUACACUGAUUGUUCCCUCAACUAGAAACAAUUUGAAUCGAGAAAUUAAAUCUAAAAAUCUGCUUGACAUUGCUCCUGCUAUUUUCAAAAGUCGUGGUGCAAACGAUUAUUCGCCCACCAUAUUGCAACAUUUAAAAAUUUCCGCCACCCAGUCGUAUGAUAACUUCGAAGAAAGUAUAGUUGAUCAUUUGCAAAUACAAUUGCGGAAUUCACAGCAACAAGAUGUAGAAGGCAGUGAGUGUCCAUAUAUAAAAUCAGAUGGUGGCACUGAACUUAUUGUAAAGCACUUAGACGAAGCCAUAAAAUUGAUUAACCUUGGUCCCUUAGAGGAAUAUGCAGUGUCUGUUUGGUCUCUCUGUUUGGCCUUGUGGGGUGAUCAUGAGGAGUUGGAGGGUCGUGAAGCAACCUCACAUUUUGUCGUCAUGUGUCGUCGUAAUUUAUUGUCGGAAUGGUUGGAAAACACUCUUACCGAUAAGGAUUUGUUGACAAAAACCGUAUCCAAACAUACAUAUUUGGAACAUCUAGUCGAUUUGAUAAUGUGUCAUAAGGUAACGGAGGCCUGUGAAUUGGCCUUUAAUUAUGAUGAUGUCAAUUUGUCCCUAUUGAUGUCGCAAAUGUCAUCUGGUCCUGUUGUAAGGCAACUAAUGGAAGAUCAAUUGGCUGCCUGGAAUGCCGAUAAGGCGGACCAGUUUAUACAAGUAGAACGUUUAAAAUUAUUCAUGUUGGUUGCUGGUAUUUCUCUAAUGGCUUCUAGUCAUGGCGUAAUCAAUUGCCUAGAGGGUAUAGAAUGGAUUAAAGUAUUGGCGCUGCAAUUGUGGUAUUUAUCUUCCCCUACCUCUUCUAUAACGGAUGCCUUAUUGGCUUAUGAGAAAUCCUUCAAGUCUGAGGAAUUUUAUUCUCUACCUCCCACGCCAGUUUACAUGGAAAAUGUUUCUCAUUACAACGAUAAAGACACUAUUUAUGAUUUACGUUUUCAUUUAUUGCAACUAUUUUCAAAACGUAGUCAUCCCUUGGAAAGUCUGCUCAAUCCAGCCACUCACACUGCAGAUCCCAUGGAUUAUCGUUUAAGUUGGUUACUUUUGCAAACUUUAGAAGCCUUGGGCUAUCGUCAUUGUUCUGAAUUAAGCGAGUCUCAACUGCAUGUGGGUUUUGCUGCUCAACUGGAAAACAAUGACCUGUGGGAAUGGGCAAUAUUUGUUUUAUUGCACAUCAAAGAUAAAAAUCAACGUGAAUUGGCCGUACAAAAUGUUCUCUAUCGUUAUGUGUCUGUUUCAAAAGAUGUGGCUUUAAAUGAAAAAGAAAAAUUUGUUAUCAAUAAUUUGGGCGUGCCAGAGAAAUGGAUUGAUUAUGCCAAGGCAGUAAGGGCUGGCUCCAUACACAAUUAUCAUUUACAAGCAAAAUAUCUGCUCAAGGCCAAACAAUGGUCUUUGGCUCACGAGAUAAUAUUUCAGCAUAUUGCCCCAGAUGCUGUCACCAAUGAUAAUUUGGAAUACUUACAUCAUUUAUUAACACAAUUUGAAAAUCCGGAUCUAAAUAAGAGUAUUAAGGUGCCCAACUGGUCCAAUCAAGGACAAAUAUUCUUGGAUUUCAUAGACAUUAAUGAAAAGUUCAAGGGCCUGAAAUCCCUCAAAACCGAAGCUGAUAUCGAGGCACGAUGGGAGAACUUGAAGCCUCAAUUGGCUGAUCUAUGCUCGCGUAUUAAUCUUUUACCCUGCCCCACACCCAAACAUCGUUUGUGCCAGAGUGAAAUUGCCCAAAAUUUAGCGUGUUUAGUUCGGGGUGUUUUACUUGUUUGUCCCAUUCUCAAUCCUUGUCUUAUAAUAAAAAUUGCUUUGGAACGUCUGCCCCUACCGCAAGAAUUUGCUCAACAGGAAUUACGAGCAUUGCUCGAUACAUUGGUGGGUGAUUUGUCGAAAACACAAUUAAGCAAUACAGAACUUAUCACUGUUAAAUAAUGUUCAAGAUUUAAAAAAAAAAAAAAACUAUUUUGUUACGGGAAUUAAAAAAUUAGUAGUGUAUUUUUAAGCCUAUUUUUGUUCUAUAAACUUUAUGUUUCAGGAAAUAAAAUUAUUCUCCACUUCUACUCCUUUCUAUCUCUAUUGUUUUUGUUGUACUUUAAAUAACAUUUCAAUACUUUUAACUAAUUUCUUUAUAAAUAACACUCUAUCAUUAAUUAAUAUAAUCUAAUUUUAACCCACUUUUCUAAUUAUAAUGGCAACAAUUCUUUUUUUUUCACUUUAAUUUUUAGUAAAAAAUACAACAUACAUUUAAAUUAAACACACUGUUAAAAAAAAUAAACAAAUAUCAAUAAAAAGAAAAGAAACUUUAUUUUAGUUAAUAAUAAAAGAUUU
Molecule: messenger RNA, 6772 nt
Organism: Lucilia sericata (common green bottle fly)
Lineage: Eukaryota; Metazoa; Arthropoda; Insecta; Diptera; Calliphoridae
Gene: Nup98-96
Product: nuclear pore complex protein Nup98-Nup96
Exons: 11
Coding region: 398-6376 (1992 amino acids)
Biological process (GO): post-transcriptional tethering of RNA polymerase II gene DNA at nuclear periphery; protein import into nucleus; RNA export from nucleus
Cellular component (GO): nuclear pore cytoplasmic filaments; nuclear pore
Molecular function (GO): structural constituent of nuclear pore
Source: RefSeq, a predicted model, not a curated record